AUGGCUUCCUCGGGUCAACAGCUUCGGGCAGCUGGUUUAGUCAUUUAUCGUUAUUUACAAACCAAAGGCUAUCCAGAAUACCUUAUCCUGCAGACAUCGUAUGGUUCACAUCACUGGACACCACCAAAAGGACAUGUAGAUCCCGGAGAGUCAGAUCUUCAAACAGCACUCCGAGAAACAGAAGAAGAAGCUGGUUACAAAGAGCAAGAUUUAAACUUGAGUUCCAUCAAGAAAACCUUGCAUUACGAUGUUCGUGGAGUUCCAAAGACUGUGGUUUACUGGCUAGCAGAACUUAAGGAGUAUAAUAACCCAGUUCGGCUAUCGCAGGAACAUCAGGACUUUAAGUGGUUGGGUUUUGGAGAAGCCCGUGAUUUUCUUCAUAGUAACAUGAUAGAUGUUCUGCGAGAUAUCGAUAGAGGCUUACGUGAUCAUCUGAAUACGAGACAUAAAUAGAUGAUUUACGAUAUGUAUGGUAAUGAAUGGUUUUUGGGCUAUUGAAAAUAGGUACUAAUGCUUAAAGAAGGCAUUCUUUUUGUGUAAUAUAUAACCAUGUGUUUAAUAUGUGGGCCGGUAUUGGAUGUGUUGACAAGAACGCCAAAAUAUGGGACAUUUUUUAAUAGUCAUUCCUUUUUCUUUUUCUUUUCUUCGCUCUUAUUUUACGAGUGAAAUGAAAUACAAGCAUCUAUCUUAAAUAAAUAUUAAAUACUGUUCAGGC
This is a messenger RNA of Actinia tenebrosa (Australian red waratah sea anemone), 715 nucleotides long. RefSeq names its product bis(5'-nucleosyl)-tetraphosphatase [asymmetrical]-like. Lineage: Eukaryota; Metazoa; Cnidaria; Anthozoa; Actiniaria; Actiniidae. The record is from RefSeq and is a predicted model, not a curated record. Gene Ontology annotation, molecular function: bis(5'-nucleosyl)-tetraphosphatase (asymmetrical) activity. Gene Ontology annotation, biological process: ATP biosynthetic process; AMP biosynthetic process.